CCGUCUCCAAAUCGAUAACAGCUCCGUCACCCAAUCAGUCCUUCCUUCAAUCUCACUCGUCUCCUGUAAUCCUCCCUACUCUCUCUCUCUCUCUCUCGCGUUCCUAUCUCUUCACUUUCUCUCUCUCUCUCUCUCUCUCUCUCUCCAUGAGAGCAGAGAGCGGACGAUGUCGCUGAGAAGAUCGCUGUUUCGGAGCCGAACCAGCCGGUCCUUCUUCCUCUCGAAGUCGUUGAAGGAAUUCAAGGCCCUUGAAGUUGCGGACGCCGGAUCCGUGCCGAGAAUUGGUGUCGGGAGCGACGACGAAGACGUUGACGGCGAUGGCGACGCCGCGCGCGGUGGCUCUUGGUCCACUAUGCUCCCGGAGCUUCUGGGAGAGAUCAUACAGCGAGUGGAGUCGAGUGAGGAUCGGUGGCCGCUUCGCAGAAACGUCGUGGCUUGCGCCUGCGUGUGCAAGCGGUGGAGAGACAUCACUAGGGAGAUCGUUAGGUCCCCUCUGCACAGUGGCAAAAUCACUUUCUCAUCUUGCCUCAAACAGCCAGGACCACGUGACUUUCCGCUUCAAUGUCUUAUAAAACGGGACAAGAAGAAUGCAACAUUUUACCUAUAUCUCGCUCUAAAUACAUCUUCAUUUUCUGACACGGGAAAGUUUCUAUUGGCUGCACGAAGAUAUAGGCAUGGUGCACACAUAGAGUAUGUAAUUUCCCUCGAUGCAGAUGAUCUGUCUCAAGGAAGUAAUGCUUAUGUUGGAAAGUUAAGCUCUGAUUUCCUUGGCACCAACUUCACAAUCUAUGACAGCCAGCCACCACAUAGUGGUGCAAAGCCUUCUAGCAGUAGAGCUAGCCGCCGCUUUGCAAGCAAGCAGAUAAGCCCUCAAGUUUCAGCUGGCAACUUUGAGGUUGGACAGGUCUCUUACAAGUUCAACCUCUUGAAAUCCAGAGGUCCGAGGAGAAUGAUUUGCUCACUGAAGUGCUCACCUCCAAGAGAAUCAACCAGUGCCAAAAUAUUGGACUGCAAGAAGCAGAAAUCAGAAACUGAUACUUCUGCAUGCACAGUUUUGAGGAACAAAGCUCCGAGGUGGCACGAGCAAUUGCAGUGCUGGUGCUUAAAUUUCCAUGGUCGGGUCACUGUAGCAUCAGUAAAGAACUUUCAACUGGUUGCAACAUUGGACCAAAGCCAGCCAGGAGGAAAAGGAGACGAGGAAACAGUGCUCCUACAGUUUGGCAAGGUUGGAGAUGAUACCUUCACCAUGGAUUAUAGGCAGCCCUUGUCGGCCUUCCAGGCAUUUGCAAUCUGUCUCACUAGCUUCGGCACAAAACUGGCCUGUGAGUAAAAUAUAUUCUGCUGCUAUCUGCCUGUCUGUGUAUCCAAGAGACAGAAGCUCCUGGAUAAUGUUUUAAGAUAAGGUCUUCAUUUGUCUUUUCCAGUUAAUAUAUUUUCUGAACAGGUUUGAUUUGAUCAGGAAAGCAUAUGAUGUACAUGUUUCUAUGUAUGAAUAUGACUCGACUUUAGGUGAAA
Molecule: messenger RNA, 1515 nt
Organism: Malania oleifera
Lineage: Eukaryota; Viridiplantae; Streptophyta; Magnoliopsida; Santalales; Ximeniaceae
Product: tubby-like F-box protein 7
Exons: 4
Coding region: 167-1330 (387 amino acids)
Source: RefSeq, a predicted model, not a curated record